UCGAGUGUGCACCACCUUCGCCCCAUUUCUUUUAAUUGGAGUUACUGCACUCUUUUAUUUUUUUAAUAACUGCCUAUCAACGGGUUCAGAAAACCAAAUCCUAAUUAUUCAAAUCCAAGCCCUAAUAACCUCCAAUAUUAAUUUCCCCAAUUUCCAAUUCGGUUCGAAAUCCCCAAAGCUCAGGAACCCGAGAUUCCAUGGCGUCGAGGAAGAAAGAAUCCGAAGGAAUUGCCUUGCUGUCCAUGUACAACGACGAAGAUGACGAAGAAAUGGAAGACGUUGAAGAAGACGAUCAUCAACAAAACCAACCAGGUGAAGAAGAAGAAGAAGAAGAGCAACCGCCAGAAGAAGAAAACGAAUUCAGAGAACCAAACAACAACACGGAAGAAGAUUUGAGAACUAGCGACGAUACGCCCCCUUUUCCUCACCAAACCUCCACUCCUUCACAACAACAGCCGCAGCCUUCCAUUUCUUCGCCGCAGCAACAACCGUUGAUGUCUUCAAGGAGAAGUGGCAGAGGAAGAUUGACCAUUGUUGAUUACGGCCACGAUGAAGCUGCCAUGUCACCGGAGCCCGAGGAAGGGGAAUUAGGAAGUAGUGAUGACCUCGUAUUUGGUGUAGAGCAUCAAAUUGCUAAUGGCGAUAUUCAAGGAAAAACGCCUCCAGCUGCUGUUCAAGUGACUCCGCAAUCAUCAGAUGUCGAGCCUUUACAAUCUGAAACCCUGAACAAUGUUGUUGGUGAGUCAGAAGCUGUAGAAAUUGAGGAAUUUGCUUCUGUAGACAAUGUUGAUCUUUUGGAUAAGUUUCUUCCUCCGCCACCAAAAGCCAAGUGCUCAGAGGAGUUACAAAGGAAAAUAGAUAAAUUUCUCAACUUGAAACGAGCUGGAAAAAGCUUCAAUGCAGAAGUUCGUAAUAGGAAGGAUUAUAGGAACCCUGACUUUUUGCUGCAUGCUGUGAGGUAUCAAGAUAUUGAUCAGAUAGGAUCUUGCUUCAGUAAAGAUGUAUUUGAUCCUCAUGGAUAUGACAAAAGCGACUACUAUGAUGAAAUAGAGGCUGACAUGAAACGUGAAAGAGAGAGGAAGGAACAAGAAAGCAAGAAGAAUCAAAAGGUUGAAUUCGUAUCUGGUGGAAGUCAACCCACAGCAGUUCUUACUGCCCCAAAAGCUGGCAUGCCCAUUUCUGUUGAUAACAUUGUGCGGGAUGGUAGACAAAACAAGAAAUCCAAAUGGGAUAAGGUAGAUAGUGAUAGAAAAAAUCCUCUUCCUGUGGGAGCGCAAGAUUCUCUAUCAACUGUUGGAGCACAUACAGUUCUUUUAUCAGCUGCUAAUGCUGGAAGUGGGUACACAGCUUUUGCGCAGCAAAAACGGCGAGAGACAGAAGAGAAAAGAUCCAGUGAAAAGAGGUUGGACAGAAGAUCUUGAGUUUAUCUUUUUUAAUUCUUGUAAGGGUGUUCCAAAAAACUCUUUUGAGGCUAAGCAACAUUUUUUUGCUUUUUCCACCUUCCUAAUGCCUGUGGUAAAAUUUAUACAAUUACUUGUAGAUCACUUACCUAAUUGUAGCUCCAUGUUGAUGCUGUAGUGAUAUAAUGCAUGCUUUAAUCAACGUCUCUCUCUCUCUGUCUCAUGUCAAGAGCUGAAAAUUUCUUGUGAAAUAGAAUAUUGUUUGAUUGAUAUUAAAACUCUGGCCAAUAUUUUGAAAAAACAGCUGGUAUGAAUAGAUCCGUUAUUCACGUCAAGACUAAACAUUUUAAGACUAGUUAUUUGUAGAUGGAAAGUGUUGUCUGGCUGUAACGAGAAAGUACAAAUCUUUGCUCUCCAGCUCUCACACUGUAAACUUGACCUAUCUUCUUGAUAAAAGUUAAAACGCCAAAAAAAAAAAAAAGGGCAUGCAUUGCUAACAAGAUUGGUCAUUAGGAAACAAUCCUUUUGCAUUGUUUAAACAAGAUCGGAUACCUUUUACGAAGUCAAAA
Molecule: messenger RNA, 1969 nt
Organism: Durio zibethinus
Lineage: Eukaryota; Viridiplantae; Streptophyta; Magnoliopsida; Malvales; Malvaceae
Biological process (GO): regulation of DNA-templated transcription
Cellular component (GO): nucleus
Source: RefSeq, a predicted model, not a curated record